Messenger RNA from Exophiala dermatitidis NIH/UT8656, 1467 nucleotides. RefSeq lists its product as uncharacterized. The coding region runs from base 1 to 1467 and encodes 488 amino acids. Gene Ontology annotation, biological process: regulation of DNA-templated transcription. Lineage: Eukaryota; Fungi; Ascomycota; Eurotiomycetes; Chaetothyriales; Herpotrichiellaceae. Gene Ontology annotation, cellular component: nucleus. The transcript is spliced from 3 exons. The record is from RefSeq and is a predicted model, not a curated record. Gene Ontology annotation, molecular function: DNA binding.
AUGCCGCCGAAGAAACGUAAGGCUGCAUCGGCAAAGGGCACAAAGACCACCGAUCCUGAUACCUCAAGUGUGGUCUUAUCCCCAGCGGGUCGUCCCAAGCGAAAUUCUGUCAGUGAACCAAGAUAUGACUUCAUCAACCACCAUCGGCCCAGUACAACUGGCAAACGCGGUCGCCCGUCUGGUGCCAGUCCUAUUGCCCGUGCUGCUAUACACAAAUCUCCUGUUGCAGCCACUCAGAAUGUCGUCGGACGAAAGCGAAAGCGGGCUGUGUCGGUCUCUUCGGUAAAUGGAGCAGACGCAGAUACUCCCACAGCAACACCGGCAAAACGUGGACGUGGCAGACCCCGCAAAGUCCAGGCCGCACCUGAGCCUGUCGCAGAGACAGCAACUGACGCGACACCUAAGAAACGUGGCCGACCCCGCAAGGUCACGUUCGAAUCUGAGCCUGUGACCGUGAAAUCCACAGACGAGCCACCUAAAAACCGUGGCAGACCUCGCAAGGUCGCCGCGAAAGCUGAGUCUGUCACUGAAAAAGCUCCAAACGCAGCGUCCGUGAGAAAACGUGGUAGGCCCCGCAAGCUCAAGGCCGAAGCUGAGCCUGUCGCUGAAGAGGACUCUGCCCACUCCGAUAUCGAGGUUGAUGUUCCAGAGCAGGACGGGGGUGUCGAAACUAAGGAUUCUGACAUUCAGUACUGGCUCAUGAAGGCCGAACCAAACUCCCGUAUGGAAAAGGGUCAUGAUGUCAAGUUUUCUAUCGACGAUCUGAUGGCCAAGACUGAACCAGAAGCCUGGGAUGGUGUCCGCAACGCAGCCGCUCGCAACAACAUGCGAGCCAUGCGAAAGGGCGAUCUUGCAUUCUUCUACCAUUCGAACUGUGAUGUUCCCGGCAUUGCUGGAGUCAUGCGUAUCGUGCAAGAACACAGCGUCGAUGAGUCUGCCUUCGAUCCGAACCACCCUUACUACGAUCCCAAGUCUGAUCGGGCCAAGCCAAAAUGGGAUGUCGUGCACGUCGAGUUUGUGCGAAAGUUCGACAAGUUGGUCACUCUGAAGGAGCUCAAGUCUUUCUCCGAGCCUAGUGGGGCGUUGAAAGACAUGCAGAUGCUCAGACAGAGUCGGCUGAGUGUUUCUUCGGUGAAACCCGCAGAGUGGGAAUUCAUUCUUCAACUGGCUGGGGAACCUUUAACGCUCGGUCAAGAAGCUGGUAAAGACGGCUACGAGUCCGAUGUUGAUGGAGAGGGCGAGGAAACGGUAGCAGAUGUGGAUGCGGACUUGGACACUGAUGCGGCGAAAUCGGUCUCAGGCAACAAUGAUAGCGAAGUUGAGGAUGACGAAGAUGGGGCUGACGAAGUCGAACUUGAUCAGGUUGGGGCCGGCAAGGUCAAUGGCACCGCUCUUGAUGGCGCAGACGAGGCGGACGAGGCAGAACACCUUCAGCAGUCAGUGCCUGUAUCUCAAGACGCUUCUUGA